Molecule: messenger RNA, 2669 nt
Organism: Prorocentrum cordatum
Lineage: Eukaryota; Dinophyceae; Prorocentrales; Prorocentraceae
Source: the annotation of a GenBank genome assembly
CCAGAGGCUAGAUGCCUUCUGCGACUCUGACCCUCGAUCAUCGAGGAUCGGCCACCGCGUCUCGGCCGUGCUGGCUCGACCCAACAAGCGGGGCGGCGCUGCUCAUGUCCCAGCCGCCCGCCACCCCACCGCGGGUCCUGCAAGAUGGGGCUCUCGGACCACCCAACCAACAUAUCAUACUGAAGCUUCCUCGCACCUCCGCGAGGGAUGCGCCGCGCUCGCGCAUGGCUGCCGCAGUGGUUCCCGCUGCUCGUCGUGGCGUCCCACAGCCUGGCAGUCGCAAGUGCGGUGCAGGCUCGGGCGCGGGCAAACCCCAUCCGUAAAGUGGUGACGCUUCUGCAGAAAAUGGAGAGGAAGGUCCGGGAGGAGGGCGACAAGCAGCACGAGCUGUUUGACAAGUUCAUGUGCUUCUGCAAGAGCACGGACGGCGGUCUCUCGUCCUCCAUCGCCUCCGCGGAGGAGGGCAUUCCUCAGCUCGAGUCGUAUGCCAAGCAGGCUUCGGCCGAGCGUGAUCAGAUCGCCUCCGACCUCGAGAAGACCAAGUCGGACAUGGCGUCGGCGGAGGCGGCCGUCAAGGAGGCGGACGCCCUGCGGGCGAAGGACGCGCAGGCGUUCGAGAAGGAGUCCGCGGACACGAAGACCAACAUCAAUGCUCUGGGCCAGGCGAUCGACGCCAUCUCCAGCGGCGGGGGCUCCAGCUUCCUGCAGAGCAGCGCGGCCUCGGUCCUGAGGCAGCUCUCGCUGUCCACGAGCAUGAACGGUGACGACAUCGAUCUCCUGCAGGGCUUCCUCGCCGGCGGAGGUUCGCAAAGUCACGAUCCCCAGAGCGGCGAGGUGCUCGGAAUGCUGAAGCAGAUGAAGUCUGACAUGGCCGAGCGUCUGGCUGAGAGCACCUCGGAGGAGGAGCAGGCACGCAGGAGUCACGACAGCCUGGUGGCGGCGAAAAAGAAGGAGGUCAAUGCCGCGUCCAAGGCCGUCGAGGACAAGACUGGACGCCUGGGAAAGCUCGCAGUGGACAUCGUCACGUUGCAGAACCAGCUGGAGUAUACAAAGGAAGGCCUUGCGGAGGACAAGGCCUUCCUCGCGGACAUGCUGAGGUCCUGCAAGCAGAAGCAGGAGGAGUGGGAGCUCUACCAGAAAUUGCAGAGCCAAGAGGUGGUCGCAAUUGCGGAUACGAUCAAGCUCCUGAACGACGACGACGCCCUUGAUCUGUUCAAGAAGAGCCUUCCCACUGCAGGGCUAGCUCAGACGGACGCGCCUGGCUUCCUCCAGGUGCGCGCGGCCCGCGCGCCGCGGAGGGCGAGCGGGCGCGCCGGGGGCCCCAGGCUGAAGCUCGUGGAGAUGGCGCUGAGGGGCAAGAAGGCGGGCAUGGAGCAGAUCGUUGGAAUGAUCGACGACCUCGUGCGGCUGCUCGACGAGGAGCAGUCGGAGGACGACGAGAAGAAGCGCUUCUGCGAGAAGGAGAUCGACCACGUGGAGGACGAGGCGAAGGUGCGCCAGCGGCUCAUUUCCGACAAGGAGACCGUCAUCACCGAGACGAAGGACUCCUUGGAGACGGUCCGGAAGGACAUCGAGAGCCUCGCGGCCAGCAUCCAGAAGCUUGACCUCGACGUGAAGCAGGCCACGCUGCAGCGAAAGGCCGAGCACGCACUCUCCGUCGAGGCGGAGGCAGAGACGGGCAUCGCCAGGCGGGUGCUCGAGCUGGCCAAGCAGAAGCUGACCGCGUUCUACCACAGGAGAGACGACGGCGACUCCGGGGGCCCGGCCGCCGCGUCCGCGGCCUCCUUCGCCCAGCUGAACUCGGACGAGGCGGACGAGGACACGGGCGCGAACGGCGCAGAGACGCGCGCGCAGGGCGCGCAACCGCCCCAGGGUCCCGACCUCUCGUACCGCAAGAGCCACGAGGCGGCCGGCGGGGCCACUCAGAUGAUUGAGAUGCUGCAGAGCGACCUCACUAAGCAGAUAGAGGAGAUCAAGCAGGAGGAGAAGCACGCUCAGGAGGCGUACGAGGAGUUUCUGUUGAGGUGCAAGCGGAAGCGUGCGAUCGACGCGAAAUCGGUCUCCGAGAAAGAGGGCGUCAAGGCCCAGACGGGGGGGAAUUUGGCGGGCAGAGGGCAGGGGGGCUAAUUAAGAUCCGCUGGAACCCGCCACGGAGAGCCAGUCACCUGAUUUCCACAGCCCCCUCAUCACAUGGCGACUGGGUUCCUUGAACGGCUCCCGGCAUUCAGAACUCGUCCGCUGUAGCCCCUUGACCAAGCUCCUCGACCGUCAAGGCGGAGCUGGAGGCCUCCCUGCAGGAAGACACUGUCGCCACCAAGAACGCGCGUUUGAAAAUGCAGUCCACGGUAGAGGAGCUGAGUGGCUUGCACAAGGACUGCGACUGGGUGUUGCAGUACUACGAGGUGCGGAAACAGGCGCGCGUUGAGGAAAGAGAUUCCCUCUUGAAGGCCAAAGCCGUCCUCUCGACCUCGCGCUGAGCGCGGCCUGAGCCCGCAUCGCCCCUUCUGGUCGCACUCCCCCACCUCCUCCUCGUUCUCCUCCCCCUCUGCGUCUGCCUCGUUCGUCUCCCGCUCCCAUGCGUCCUCCUCCCCCUGCCUGGCCUCCGAGAUGGCUGCUCGUGGCCACGGCACGGUCAGUGGCUGGUUGGGGUGCGCGUCGCGGCGGGAAAA